GAAGAGGAAACAGGCCCGCCAUUUUCCUACGAGCCUUCAGUCCUUUUAAAAGCCACCGAGGGGCGGCGAGCCGAACAGGAGCCAGUCAUAAAGGGGAAAGGGGGAAGUUAUAAAGAGAGACAGGGAGGGAGGGAGAGAGAAAGAGGAGAGAGAGACGGACAGACAGAUAGGGAGAGGGUAAAUGAGCAGGGGGUAGUGGAGAGGACGGUUUUGUAAUAGAGGAGUAUAGCUGUGGUAUGUAGUGAAGUUUGUAUCUCUGGCUUGUGAAGAAACACACAGACCGAGCUGAUAUUUAAAGCGGCUAAAGCUGUACACAGCUACCAAAAAGCUUUAGCCUGUUAGCUAACUACAGUUUUUUCCCCUUCAGCCGUUAUUUUUUUUCCACUUUCCUCUCCUGGUUUUAGUGGGCUGGAGGAAAAGUGAGCAUCUUUUGUGGGAUAAUACCGGUCUACGUUUUGGUGCUUGUUUUUUUUUAUACAUAACUGCAAAAAUGUCUGGCCAAAGCAUAACGGACAGGAUAACGGCAGCGCAGCACAGUGUCACCGGCUCGGCAGUGUCCAAAACGGUGUGCAAAGCGACCACACAUGAAGUCAUGGGGCCCAAAAAGAAGCAUUUGGACUAUCUGAUUCAGUGCACAAAUGAGAUGAAUGUGAACAUCCCUCAACUGGCAGACACGCUGUUCGAGCGUACCACCAACACCAGCUGGGUGGUCGUCUUCAAAUCCCUCAUCACUACACACCACCUCAUGGUCUACGGCAACGAGAGAUUUAUUCAGUACCUGGCUUCCAGGAACACAUUAUUCAACCUCAGUAAUUUUUUGGACAAAAGUGGUUUACAAGGCUAUGAUAUGUCUACUUUCAUUCGGCGGUAUAGCCGUUAUCUUAAUGAAAAGGCUGUGUCCUACAGGCAGGUUGCAUUCGACUUCACUAAAGUGAAGAGGGGGGCAGAUGGUGUUAUGAGAACCAUGAACACAGAGAAGCUGCUGAAGACUCUCCCCAUCAUCCAGAAUCAGAUGGACUCGCUUCUUGACUUCAAUGUAAAUGCAAACGAGCUCACAAAUGGAGUCAUCAAUGCCGCCUUCAUGCUCUUGUUUAAAGACGCCAUCCGGCUGUUUGCUGCCUACAAUGAAGGGAUCAUCAACUUGCUCGAGAAGUACUUUGAUAUGAAGAAAGCCCAGUGUAAAGAAGGACUUGACAUCUACAAGAAAUUCCUCACCCGUAUGACGAGAAUCUCAGAGUUCCUCAAAGUUGCCGAGCAAGUGGGCAUUGACCGAGGCGAUAUACCAGACUUGUCUCAGGCUCCCAGUAGUCUCCUGGAUGCACUGGAGCAGCACUUGGCAUCACUAGAGGGAAAAAAGGUUAAGGACUCGACGGCAGCCAGCAGGGCCAGCACACUGUCCAACGCUGUCUCCUCUCUGGCAAACACGGGCAUAUCUUUCACCAAAGUGGAUGAGAGGGAAAAGCAGGUAGCCCUAGAGGAGGAACAAGCUCGCUUAAGAACGCUUAAGGAGCAGCGCCUGAAAGAACUCUCCAAAAAGCCUUCCACAUCCUCAACCACAGCAGCCUCUCCUGUAUCUACAGCCUCUGGCAGCAUCAUCACUGCUCCAGCAAUUGACCUGUUCUCUACACCCAGCUCCACCAACAGUGCUUCAAAGGUGCCAAAUGAUCUGCUAGAUCUGCAGCCAGCAUUCCAGCCGUCUCUGUCUCUUCCAACUGCUCUGCCUGUAGCUAACUCAUGGGGAGAUCCUUUCACUUCUUCAGAGAGUGUCGAUGACUCCAUUCCAAACUUUAAUCCUUUCCUUUCCAAACCUGUCGAUGCUGUUCCUCCACCUCCUCUGUCUUCAGAUGCUGUUAGUUUUCCUUCUAGGACUCCCAGUCAUGAAAUGUUUAGUGACUCGUUCUGCUCCUCGGCCCCCUACUCUAAGACCUCACUGUUCCACUCCGAGCCUUCCGCAGUAGCUGGACUAUUUGGAGGGUUUUCAGCAUCUCCCAUCCCUCAACCAGCCAGCUCUUCUGGCCUUAGCGUUGACUUUGACUCUGUGUUCGGCAAUAAAUCCACUGUUAACAGCACAGACGCUGCUGAUGAUGUUUUAGGUGGUAUCCUGAAACCAACAGUAACUUCUCCGAGCCAGGGCAUGCCACCCAUUGCCGAACUGUCUGGCAAACUUGUGUCUGAUGACCUUGAAUCCUCUCUGGCCAACCUUGUGGGCAAUCUGGAUAUUGGAAAUGGCACAACAAAAAAUGACAUUUACUGGAGUCAGCCUGGUGAGAAGAAAUUAACAGGUGGAACCAACUGGCAACCAAAGACAGCUCCAACCACAACAUGGAACCCUGCCAGUAUGAAUGGCAUGCAUUUCCCACAAUACGCACCGUCUGUCAUGGCUUUCCCUGCCACAACACCCACGGGCAUGAUGGGAUAUGUAAUGCCGGCACAGAUGGCUCCAGUGACCAUGAUGACGCAACCUACCAUGAUGUACACACAGCCUGUGAUGAGGCCAGCUAACCCUUUUGGAGCACAGCCCUCAACUGCCUCUAGUCCCUCCAGUCAGAGUCCUCUCAGGCCUCCAGGACAGGACCCCUUUGCACAGCUUUCCCUAAAGGAAUUCCUUUAGGGACACUUAGAUGCAGUUCAUGUGAAGGCGCAGCGAUUGUUUGCUCCCUGAGGAUGAAUCAUGCAGUCUCCGAUCUCAAACCUUUAAUCUGUCCCCAGUUCACUGUUUGACUCUACGCUAAGAGCGUGGCCCCAGUACUGAUCUGGACAGAAUGGAGGGUGGGUGGGUUUUUGGAAUAAAUGAGUGGUUUAUGAUAAGAGACAUUACAGUCUAGCAAGUCUUUUGUAAUUUGUGUAACAGUAACACAACUGCAGGUGUUUUCUCCUGGACCAGACUGUUCUUGACUGAUUAGCAUCUGUAAAACCACACGGGUAAUUUCAGGGUAGGGAAGAGGGGGGGAUGUAAAGACAGUGGGAUCAUUACACAUUUCUAACAUGAGUAAGAGACCAGGGUGGGGUUGACUGUAUUUCUUUAGUUUUUUCUUCUUUUUUUCUGAUCACCAUUGUGAUUUCCUUAAUUUAACCAUCAUUAGAAAUCAUGACUUCAGAUUCUAUUAUGAUUUUUUUUUCAUGUUAUUAUGUUUGCAGUACACAUUCCUUGUGCAUUUUUUUUCUAUUUAUUUAUGAUUUACCCACUGAAGACAUGACAGAAAAAUAUGACCUUAUCAGUCUCUUCCUUAAUGGGAGGUGUGUAGGAAUGAAUAUGCUUUCAUGUGUAUGAUGGCAGAAUUAGAGUUUGUGAGUGAGUGUGUGUGAAGAAAAUGGAAAAAAAAAUCAUGAUCUGUAAACUAAAUCACAGAGCACUAAUUAUUCUUUGAACCCCAUCCCUUCUCCAGUGCAAUUAUUUGUAGUACACAAACUCUCCCCUGCAUUUUAAGGGAAAUGGGAAGAGAGUACACAAUUUAUUAAGUCACAUGGUUAAUUCUGUGCCUAAUGUUUAUUGUUUGUUUGUUUUUGCUUCUCCAAGGGAACAUUUAUUUGACUGGUAUCACUACAUUUGUGACUCUGCAGGGUUGUGUAGGGGGGUAGCUGUUUUGCUUUAUGCUUGGCAUGUCAUUAUUUUACAUUGACACUUUUACAACUUGAAUGUGCAAACUAGCCUUCAUGCUUGGGCCAUCUUUCUUCCACUGGCACUAGGGGGUGGCCUUCACUAAACUGGGAGCACAGGGAAAUGGGUGUAAAUGUCAUAAGUCACCAUCAGGGUGGUGGUGUUUAGUGUCUGUAAAUUAGCAGUAGGCAUAGUAGAUCAUGGGAAAGUAAAGCACUGUUGAUCGGUGCUUUGUGUAAAUAUACCCAGACCCUGUCCAAAAGAGGAGCGUGUGAAAGAUGGUCCCAAUAUGAAGUGAUUCUCUCCAUUGGUUUAGCAUACUUGCUGCAUUGUCCCUGCAGAUUCUAUUUUUGUUUAUAACUAUAUAAAAUGUAUGUGAGCAGAACUUGGUUGAUUUUCAAAUAAAUGAGCAGCUUCCACAAGA
Clarias gariepinus (North African catfish) is the source of this 4022-nucleotide messenger RNA. It is a transcript of the gene picalma, whose product is annotated as phosphatidylinositol binding clathrin assembly protein a. Gene Ontology annotation, cellular component: synaptic vesicle; clathrin-coated vesicle; extrinsic component of presynaptic endocytic zone membrane. NCBI's taxonomy places the organism in Eukaryota, Metazoa, Chordata, Actinopteri, Siluriformes, Clariidae. Bases 491 to 2611 code for a protein of 706 amino acids. Gene Ontology annotation, biological process: clathrin-dependent endocytosis; synaptic vesicle budding from presynaptic endocytic zone membrane; clathrin coat assembly. The record is from RefSeq and is a predicted model, not a curated record. Gene Ontology annotation, molecular function: clathrin heavy chain binding; SNARE binding; 1-phosphatidylinositol binding. The transcript is spliced from 23 exons.